Molecule: messenger RNA, 4275 nt
Organism: Carcharodon carcharias (great white shark)
Lineage: Eukaryota; Metazoa; Chordata; Chondrichthyes; Lamniformes; Lamnidae
Gene: fhdc1
Product: FH2 domain containing 1
Exons: 11
Coding region: 51-3794 (1247 amino acids)
Source: RefSeq, a predicted model, not a curated record
GCAAAGGGGGGAAAUAAAGCUAAGUUACCUUUUUUUUUCUUGGAAUUACAAUGCAAGUGAUGAGUUGCCUGUCGUUUGUAAAUGACAAAGAGAAUGAAAGUUCUCCAUCAGUCACUGAUUUAGUACCUGGACCAGCAUCAUCACAUUCUCUACUACCAAGGCCACCUCCUCCUCCACCACCACCACCACCACCACCACCACCACCACCAGGGCUCCCGCCUCCUCCUCCACCCCCACCUACGCCAGGUUCCCAUGUUGGUCAUAAAAAACGUAUUCGCAGUUUCUUCUGGAAAACCAUCCCCGAGGAGCACAUCCGUGGAAAAACCAAUAUUUGGACUAUUAGUGCAAGGGAGCACUCUUACAGGAUCGAUACCAGUACUAUUGAGGAGCUGUUUGGACAGCAAGAUGAAGCCAAAUCUAAAUUUGGCACGGCAAACAAGAACUCAAGGUCCCCAUUUAAAAGCAACAGCCAAGAGAUUAGUAUUUUGGAUGCAAAAAGAAGCAUGAAUAUUGGAAUAUUUCUGAAACAAUUCAAAAGGUCAAAUCAAUGCAUCGUUGAAGAUAUUCGGUCAGGAAGGAGCGAGGCUUAUGGCUCUGAGAAACUGCGUGAACUUCUCAAAAUAUUACCAGAGGCAGAAGAGGCAAAGAAGUUACAAGCCUUCAAAGAUGAUGUAAACAAGCUAUCACUUGCAGAUUCAUUCAUGGUCCUGCUGCUACGAGUGCCAAGCUACGCCCUGCGAAUGGAAGCUAUGGUUCUUAAAGAAGAGUUUUCUCCUGCCUGCUUUACUCUGUACAAAGAAAUGAGAGCAAUACGAAUGGCUACAAAAGAAUUGAUGACUUGUGAGGAACUUCAUGCAAUUCUGCAUUUGGUUCUGCAGGCCGGCAAUAUCAUGAAUGCUGGAGGUCACGCAGGGAAUGCUGUGGGUUUCAAACUGUCUUCAUUGCUGAAGCUAGCAGAUACAAAGGCAAACAAGCCAGGAAUGAAUUUGCUGCACUUUGUUGUUCUGGAAGCACAAAAAAAGGAUGCAACUCUUUCGACUUUUCCUGAAAAGUUGAAGCAUGUCCAAGAGGCAGCCAGAUUGUCGGUAGACAGCAUUGAUGGUGAUCUACAGUCGCUUGUCAACAGAACAAGAUGGCUGCAAGGAAACUUAAAGCAAGACUCUGAACUCCUGCACCAAAUGGAGGAUUUCACUCAGCAAGCUUUAAGAGAAGUGGACAAAUUAGAGAAAGAGCGAACAGAAUUGCAAAGGGAGGUCAACGCUCUCAUCGACUUCUUCUGCGAAGACAAAGAAACAAUGAAAUUAGAAGAAUGUUUUAAGAUAUUUCGAGAUUUUUGUGACAGAUUCAAAAAAGCCGUCAAGGAGAACAGAGACAGAGAAAUCCAGGAACUCCGUCAACAGCAGAGGUUAAAGGAACUGGAAGAGAAACGACAUUUGUGGGCUGCUGGUGAACGAACUGUAUUUGGAAGGAGUAGCAGUGAAAAUGAUGUGGAACUGCUCAUUAAGGAUGGACUACAUGAUCUUUUGGCCUUCACACAGCAGAGAUCACAAAGCCCAGGGGGUGUAAAAAGAACAAGAAGCAGACGCAUACGUUCAUCCGGAGGCUCAGUUAUGGACAGCCAUUUACUGUCCUUUUUGCAGACUGCUAGAACAGAUGAACAGGCAAAAUCAAACAGUAUCCCUCGAUCGAUUGCACGUUGCUCUAGACAGAGGGUAGCCUGGCAAGAGAUGUCAGAAACUCGAGAAGGAAGCUUAGAUAAUGCAUACUUUGACUCAGACCGGGGCUCUCCUGACACACCUGUAAAAGACAGCCUUCAGCGCAGAGCUUCAGCUGUGCCUUACAUUACUGGGAACACAGAGACUAUUUAUACAACAAGCUUCAGUAACACAAAGAUUGAUAAUGGAAUGGGUCAGAGUGGACAUGACACCUACAAUAACGAUGAAAAUAUAAAACAGAAUAGGAAUCACAGAAAGAACACAGAGACUGCAAAUUUAAACCAGUUGACUGCAGCCAAAGAACAACUUGAGCAUCUUGAGGGUUUACAAAUUUUUAGUUAUUCCAAUUCAAAAGUAACUGACUCGAGCCAAAUGACAACUUGUGAUGAAGUUACAUUAACAGACCUAGAGUACGUCGAAGACUUGAGUUUGCAAACUCCUAAUAUAGAUGUGAGUUUGCAGACUUCUGAUACAGAUGUGAGCUUGCAGACCCUUAAUACAGAUGUGAGCUUGCAAACUCCAGAUACAGAUGUGAGCUUGCGGACCCUUAAUACAGAUGUGAGCUUGCAAACUCCAGAUACAGAUGUGAGCUUGCAGACCCUUAAUACAGAUGUGAGCUUGCAAACUCCAGAUACAGAUGUGAGCUUGCAGACUCCUGAUGCAGAUGUGAAUUUUCAGACUUCUACUGUCUAUGAUUCAAGCGUACUGCCUUCCAGUCUGGACUGGAAAAGACUUUGUUGCUCUAACUAUGAGUCUCACUGUGUUUCAAGUUCUCACUCAUCACCACAAAAGGAAAAAAUUAAAGAAAGGGCUGAAAUGUCCGAACUGAGCUCAGAUGCCAUAAAAUCACCUGCUAUCCUUGUUUCAAAUAAGGAGUGUGGAACAAUGUUUUUUGUGCUCGGAUACACAGAUGAUGCAGAUUGUUCUGGAUUCUCAGAGAAAUGUGAAAUAAAAGCUCUGUACCAGGAAAUCAAAAAAGAAUCAUGUCAAGCGUGUGAAAACCAAGAUGAUAAUAUCAGAGAUCAGACAGUGGCAUCCAAAGAUUUGGGGCAUAUGACAUGUGACUAUCUUUCCAUUCCUGUCACUAAAGAAAUAACGACACAAAACAUUUCAGCUCUUGAGGCAGCGUCUCUGAAAUUGGAUUUACCAAAGGAAAGAAAGCAGGUUUGCAAUUUAAAGCAGCCUUGUACCGUUAGAGAGAAAGACAAGGCCAGUACAAAAACAACAGUGCAUUGUUUCAGUAGUGCCAUCCACCCAAAAUCUCCAAGAGCAGCAAACCCAUCUAAUAAUGAGGAAAUAAAAAGGAUUAUGCCAAUAUCAAAGUCAACUAGAAGAUCAAAUAGUGUUAAAAAAUCAGAAACGAAAACAUUAAGCAGUGAUGAACUAAAACAGUCUCAAAAGGCCUCAGGGUCAAAUAGAUGGGACAGCUGCUCAAAGACUCCCCGUAGGUCAAGCUAUCCAGUUGCAGAUCAAAAGCCAACAAAAGGGUCCAUUCCUUUGGGUAGCUCAUCAAACAGUCUGCCAAAACGUAAAGAUUCCUUUAGAAAACCUAGUGCUAAACCAGUCCAAAAUAUCUCCAGGCCAAAACCUGAAGAAAGCACUAAAAUAUGUCGCUCAGCUACAAAUGGUCUCCCUAAGUCUAGAACAGAUGCUGGCAGAGCAACAGAACCCAUGGGAAGAAAUGGCAUAGCCAUGCCAAAUCCAACUCCUAGCUUUGCCAGAAAUACUGUGGCGUCUUCCUCUCGCCGCCAGAGAGCAGACUCCAAACGGACCCCAGAUAAGCCCCAACAAACGUCCAAGCCAACAAAGCUUACCAGAGCUGCUUCACAAAAGCAAACUUCAGCAAAGUGCAGUGGGACAAUUCACACAAAGAGCAGUGAAAACACUAACGUGAAAAGGGUAAGCAGCCAAAAAAUGUUGAGUAAGCCUCAAGAGACAAGUAAAACGCCAACUUGUAAAACACAAUUCACUUGCACAGGAAACAGCACUUUGAUAAAAUCUACAGAAAAAAAGCUUGCUCCAGCAGCAGACUCCAGUAGAAUCAGGAAAACCCCAGAAAGGAUACUGAAGUGGAAGUGAAGUCCUCUUAUCAUGUGUAGAUUAGGGCAGUCGCAAGUUAAAGGUGAUGACCCUGCAGCUCAACUUUUCAUUGGCGCAUAAUGCUGUUCCACAUCAAGUCAACCUGAUUGUGCUUGCCUGCUUGAGCUUAAGACUCCCAGCCAGAGGACCAGAAAUUGACUCCCACUGUCGACUGAUGCUCAAGCUUCUUUGUUCUUUAGCCGGCUGACGUUGGCAGGCUUCUAGAACUGUUCUCUGUGGCACUGGGAGGAAGUGGCGAAAUUGCCAGAACCAGCUCUGCCUUUCAGAAGUGCACCUACUGCCAUCCGGUGAAUAGACGCACACACAAAUGUGUUGGCAGAUCUCAUUUUUCGUGACACCAGGAAGCAGGAGUUGAAGACCUAAUGGGGGAAAUAAUAAUUAUAGAAAUUAAAUUCACAUUCAACUGAUGCCGAACCAGAACCUAGCAGCAUCUUGAUUAGUAGCAAGGUGAUUGCUAAUU